ACGACUUGCGAACGGUUGUCCGGUUAUUCUCUGUGUGGCGCAUAUAGUGGAAUUAUGUAGAGAGAGUGUGCUCUAAGGUAGGAUAGGCGAGUCAACUAAUCUUCACUCUUAAUCUUCUGGUCAUUUACUCACCAACACCGCUUGAUUCGCCGAGGAAUAUCUGAGAGCAGGAGCAGAUAACUCUAUCGUAUGGCCGCUAAGGCUUUACAAGGUUUGAAGAAUCUUCCAGUAUCUGAGAGGAAAAUUGACUGUAAACCAGGCUUAACAAAGCCUUUUCUGUCCAAGAUGAAUGGAAUUGCCGAAGAUAGGCCACCACAAAACCCUCUCUCCUUGGAUCAAAACCAUCCAAACGGCGCUGAUGACAUGGAGAAACCCGAGGCAGAGAGAGGAGUUAUCAUAGAAAUUGAGUAUAUCGAAUCCCAAGACUUGAACCAUGUAACCGAUGUUGACGCAGUUCUCAAGUCACUUCUGACUGGGCUAGACUCUAAGGAUUGGGUUUCGGUCUGUGAUGCUCUUAAUAGUGUUCGUCGUCUUUCAAUAUUCCACAAGGAAGAAACGCUACACAUGGUGGAGAAAGUGAUCCCGCUCGUCGUGAAGUCAUUGAAGAACCCAAGAAGUGCUGUAAGUAAAACCGCAUGUAUGACAUCCGCAGACAUCUUCAGCUCAUAUAAUGACCAGAUAAUCGAUCAAUUGGAUCCCCUGCUUACUCAACUCCUCCUUAAAUCUUCCCAAGACAAGCGGUUUGUUUGUGAGGCAGCCGAAAAAGCAUUGGUGGCGAUGACCACACAUGUUUCUCCUACCUUGCUGUUGCCAAAGCUUCAACCUUGUCUGAAGAAUAGGAAUCCCAGGAUCCGUGCAAAAGCAUCCAUGUGCUUCUCCCGAAGUGUUCCCCGGCUGGGCAUUGAAGGCAUUAGAGAAUACGGAAUUGAGAAACUGGUCCAAGCAGCCGCAUCUCAGCUUAGUGACCAACUCCCAGAGUCCCGAGAGGCUGCACGGACCGUCUUACUGGAACUUCAGUCAGUCUACACAAAAUCUGAACCAGUCGAAUCCGAGGAGGAGCAUCCAGAGGCAGCCACUUGGGAAAAUUUCUGCCAGUCGAAUCUCUCACCUCUUAGUGCACAGGCCGUGCUCCGUGUCACCAAUGUUGCUAGUGCUGCUCGAGAAGGUCCUGUUACGGGAUCAUGACGCAAGUAGCCAGUCAAAAAGAUUUUCGACGCUCUAUGGGUUUCUUUCUGUCUUUCUUUUGUGCGUGUGUAUAUGUCGAGAUGGUGAGAUAAUCUGAGCCGUUAGAUUUAUGCAAAAAAUUAGUCGGUUUAGUUGAUUUUUACAUCAAAAUCCAAUUCUUCGUUUUAAACUUGAAUCAUAAUUAGGUCUAUAUUACAAUGUCUUUUUUACUAGAUCUGUAUUUGUUUUGUUGGCUUAUACAAUAUUACAUACAUUUAAUGACAAUAGAGCUGACAACC
Eutrema salsugineum is the source of this 1463-nucleotide messenger RNA. RefSeq lists its product as uncharacterized. Gene Ontology annotation, biological process: microtubule cytoskeleton organization. The transcript is spliced from 7 exons. Gene Ontology annotation, molecular function: microtubule binding. Gene Ontology annotation, cellular component: cytoplasmic microtubule. Bases 190 to 1185 code for a protein of 331 amino acids. Lineage: Eukaryota; Viridiplantae; Streptophyta; Magnoliopsida; Brassicales; Brassicaceae. The record is from RefSeq and is a predicted model, not a curated record.